Tarenaya hassleriana is the source of this 555-nucleotide messenger RNA. RefSeq lists its product as uncharacterized. Bases 1 to 555 code for a protein of 184 amino acids. The transcript has a single exon. Lineage: Eukaryota; Viridiplantae; Streptophyta; Magnoliopsida; Brassicales; Cleomaceae. The record is from RefSeq and is a predicted model, not a curated record.
AUGGUUAAAGAGUUCAAGGAGCAAAUGAUGUCAAUCUUUGAGAUGACAGAUCUGGGAGAGUUGCAUUACUUCCUAGGGCUGGAAGUUGAACAAGAGAAUGGAAAAAUCUUUAUUUCUCAGCGGAAGUAUGCCAAUGAUUUGGUCGCCAAGUUCGGGUUAAAGGGUUGUAAUGCUGUACAAACCCCUAUGAAUACAAACGAGAAGUUGACAGCAAAUGAUGGAAGUGGAGCAGCAAAUGUGACUCAAUUCAGAAGUCUAAUAGGUGGCUUGAUGUACUUGACGCACACAAGGCCAGAUGUCGCACAUGCAGUUGGGUUAGUUGCAAGGUUUAUGCAAAAUCCAACUAAACAACACAUGGGAGCAGCAAAGAGAAUUCUUCGCUACAUUGCAGCAACAUCAAGUUAUGGGUUAUGGUACAACACAAGUGAUGAACCUCGUUUGCUGGGUUUCAGCGAUAGCGAUUGGGCAGGCAGUGUAGAUGAUCGUAAGAGCACAACAGGUUCUUUCUGCUCCACAUUUAACUCUUGCAACAAACGUCUUAACCAAACACCUUGA